This is a messenger RNA of Patiria miniata (bat star), 5897 nucleotides long. RefSeq names its product mucin-17-like. NCBI's taxonomy places the organism in Eukaryota, Metazoa, Echinodermata, Asteroidea, Valvatida, Asterinidae. The transcript is spliced from 2 exons. The record is from RefSeq and is a predicted model, not a curated record. Bases 1 to 5712 code for a protein of 1903 amino acids.
AUGUGUUCAUCAAACUGGAUUUUGGAACCGCCCGUCCAUACAACACAAGAUGCUUCCUCUCGACCGAGUCGCCUUCUGAAAGCUGAAAGUUCUACCACCGUGCAAUUAGGCCAGCAAGACCGACCUAGACGGAUUAUCCCCAAGCAGGACGAGUUUGACUUGGCAUCGGUGCUCUUCGCUCCGUUGAACACGCCUGCAUUAUCAUCAUCGUCAUCAUCGACGAGGAAGAAGAGAGACAGGAAACAGCCACCGGGACGCUCGCAGUCUUUACACGAGAUCGGCACGAGAUCACGCGAGAUCGAGAAGCCCGUACGGGAUUUGAAUACGGGGAAGAGGGUGACGUUCAAAGAGAAGAUCACGGAGAUUAGAGAUGCCGUUGCAGAUCGGAACCGAUCGCCAGCAGCUGAUGUCAGUGAUGACAUGUCACUGAGGUCAUCCUCGUCCCAGAUAUCUGAAGCUGCAAAGAUUUCCUCCCGCGAAACUCCUAACCAUGAAUUUCAAGGGUCUUGGUUUGAGAAGACAGAGGAUAUAGACAGGCAAAUGGAGGGCAGCGUUUCUGACGACCAAGAUGAUGAGAAGAAUCUUAUCAUUGAUGAAUCACCCACAACGCAGCAGCCAAGUGAUGAUACUGACACAGGCGUCAAUGUCUUCAAACGUGUCGAGACUUUCCCCGACAAAACUACCUGGGGUUACAAAACUGACUUAGAAUGGAAGGCAAAGGAGCAGGGAGAAAAGGCCAAAUCGGAGAGCAGUCUGCAGGCUGCUGAUUCUGAGAAUCCAGAGAACAGCAGCAACAUUCCAUUGCAAACAAUUCCAGUGAGCACUGCACAGACAUCGGAGCAAACCUCUUCUGUUAUUGCCUCUCUGUCUGUCAUCACUGAUUAUUCGACAAGCAAGCCAACUCCGUCUACACAAGAACAACACGAACAUCCAUCUCUAAUGACAAAUGGACCUGCAUCUGCGUCGGUGGGAUGCAGAUCUACGUCAGUGCUUCCAGAGCCAGGGAGUGGUCAAGUUGGCAUUAAGGAUGAGCAGAAACUGGUUGAAGAGAAGUUGUCUAGACCAGUGGUCACAGCUGCGAACAAUACUACACCAAUCCCACAACCACCUGGCAAUCAGCAGCCAAUCUACACCGCUAAUUCCAAGACACAUCCUGCCUACCAAUUCAUCGCAUCUGGCGCAAUAACAAACCGUCUCCUGUCUCCGUCCUAUUUUCAAAGAAGAUCAACGAGUGCCACACAAAGCUCUUGUAGUCAUGAUGUGGCUACCCAUCCGUGCCCGACCUCAUGCUUUCCACAGCGAAUGGUUUCUCCACAAGCAUCAGCGAGCAUCGAAGACAAGCCUCAGAUACUGUUCUUUCCUGGCAAUACCCAAGCAACACUUCCCAGGCAAGGAGCAUGUGGUCCAGUGGUCUGGUCCACAAGUACUGCACCUCACUAUCAUCAAUGUGUGACCCCAAUUUUGGGAGGGAGGUACCAAACUCCAACAACCUUACCCACGCAGUACCAGCCAAUCAUGCUUCCCCAGUAUCACCAAGCCCUUCCCAACAGGAAUGUUCCAGGAAUUACAGGACACCAAGUUACACAACCAAGAUGGCAAGGUCAACGCUGCCAAGCUGUGAGAUUUGUACAACCCUCAACUGUGGUACCUGGAAAUUACCAACCUAUAAGGUAUGUCAUUUACAAAGCAACCGUCACAGGAACCUCAGUGUCGUCAUCGCAACAAGCGGCUUCCUCCAAACAUGUACCUGCAAAUCUGCAAGCACCUGUUCGGGUACCUACACCUGUUCAAGAAAUGGUAGCAGCACCUCUAGGUCAGCAGCAGUCACCUCGACCCCUGCAUCAUCGGGACCCUCCACCACCACCACCACCUCCUCGACCAUCAACAAUUCCAUCUAAACAAUCGCCACCGCCGCCACCACCACCACCUGCAACACAAAAGCAGUCACCUUGGGAGAAGGCAACGCCACAACAAACACCAUUUGGAGGGCAUCCUACUAUAAGUAAGCCAUCUUCGAGACCCUCUCCGGCUUCUGUUAUUCCAAACGGUACACUCUUCGUUCAAACUCCGAAGGGGCUUGUACAACUGCCCCGGCAACAUGGAGGUGACCGGAAACCAUCUCCGAGCAUUUCCUCCCAGCAGUAUAAACUGCUCCCAAAACCUACAGAUGGCAAAACAGCAGGUCUAAACAAGCAAAUUCAAGGUCGUAUACAUCUUGCCUCUGUACCAAAGGGUUGUUUACCUCCAAGACACGGCAAAGAUGUACCCCUACAAUCUGUUAGACAUCCACCACACACGCAGGCAUCCAGAGCCUUGACUGUUAAAAUGAAGCCGGACCAAACCACAGGGAUUAGACUGCCAUUCCAAAUGCUGUCACAAAAGCAGCUCGUCCAUCUGACAAGCAAAAGCACAUCCCAACAUCAGAAAAUACAGGAGAAGGAGAGCGGGCCAGGAAGUUCCAAGGCAGUCACCCACAACAAAUCUCAGAACGACCAUCAGAGUGACAAAUUGGUUGUCAGUAACAAACAGAAUGCUUCCAAAGAAGUGUCUGAAAAAUAUCCGGAGGUAAAGAGUAUAGAUUGUGAAAAAAGAUUGAAAGUUGGAAUCGCCAAAGCAGCCACCUCUUUAGAAGAGAAUGCAAAAGAUACUGAUAAACAUAAAACGUCAAAGACCAAGAGUAAUGACAAAGAAUCUUCUCCGUGUUCUCAGUCUAAAAAGUGUGCAGGAUCAGGGCCCAAAGGUCGGUACGUCAAAUUCCUUGACAGUUCUGUUACCGUCAAUUGUAUUUAUGUCCCCAAAACACUGCAUUCGAGCGCAGAGAGAAAAGAUGUUGACUCACAGAAGACAUCCAGAGAGCAAGAAACAUGUCCUGCAUCUCCAUCAAAGACGGCAUCAUUGGAAAAUAUGGAUAAUUCUGACCUGCCUAUGGGUGAAAAAGACUUUGAUAUCGUGGAGGCUCUGAGUAAACUUUCUUCAAAUGACAGCGAUACUCAGUCAGAAGACACAACAUCCAGUCAUGGAGAUGACUACAAAACACGAUCUGAUGACGAAGAUGACAAGAAGGAUGAAUGGCGACCAUCAGUCCCAGUGAAAAUACCAUCCAAAUGCACAAGAAGGUUCCGGAAUGCCCUGACCGGCGGUUUGUCCAAGAUAAACAUCCGGACAUCAUCCAGGCGAAGCUCAGGAGAAGCAAGGCCUUCAGAAGAGAAAGAAGACUGUGCCACAAAGAUUAGCAAGGGCCAUAAUGAUGAAACAUCUGCAACGAUUGCUGUAUUUAAACAUAACGAUUUCAGGACAGGGAGGACCAGUUUCAAACAUCAGACUUGCAUCACUAGCAAGUUGUCCUCCUUGGAAGACACAAAGGUCAACUUUGGCACACAAUGGAAAGAAGCCAACAUUGAAAAUCAAGGUAGUCCGGCAUUUCGCAGAGUUGAAGAUGAUGACUCAUUGUCAUCACGGCCUUCAUCUUCUUCAUCUUGCAAGAAUAAAACUCCCCCCAAAACAGAACCUCUGAAACAAGUUCCUAACACUCUCAGCAGAAAGGAGAAAUCUAAAAAGAACAAGGUAGACGAAGACCAUUCUACCAAUGGGCAAAUCAACAAAGACUUUCCUGUGAGUAAGGCCAACAGUCCCUCUAAAAGACAUCACCUGAGAUCUUCAAAAAGUCAAAGCAGUGACUCUGACACAGUACAUGUAUUGUCAAAAUACUCAAAGAGGGUAAGUUUUGGCGACAGUGACAGCUCUGGAAGCCCAGAGAAUAUCUCAAAAGAGCGGAUGUCAUAUCAAGAGGCAAGGAGAAAUAUGAGACGGAGGCAAGAUAGGGGGCAUCAGUCAUACCAUGCCCCACUUUGGCAGAAGGUCUUGAGAAUGUUGGGGUUAAAGAAGAAAAGGAAGCCAGUGCGCGAAGGGCCUCCAGGAGGAACGCCCUGGCACAAGCGACGAAGUUCAUCAGUGGUCCUGGCCGAGUCUCUUGCAGAAUCAGCAAAGCACCUGGAGAGGAACAAAGAAUCCAAGAAUGACACUGAAGAAGAGAAACCUUUAAUCAAUGAAGCCGUGAGUUCCCCUGCGACGAAAACCCCCCAAAAGAAGUGUCAAACUCCAAAGAAAGGAAAGCAAAAUAAGGACAAGGAUCUGGAUGUCGCACCAGCCCAAAAGAAGGGAAAACACAAGGCAGCCAAAAAGAAGCCCAAGAGGCGCAAGCUUGAAAAGAAAAGUAAAGUUUCGCCUCAGAGCUUGACUGAUCCUGCCUCAGGCAGCCUGACCUCCAUCGACUUUGAUGCUAGAAGGCAGACAAGAUCAAGAGCAAGGCGCAAAGAGGAUUCAGCUUCAGUCAGCAGCUACAGCCAGGUAGACAGCUCCCCAUCAUCUCCCAUCACACGCGGGAGGAAGACCCUGGCUUCCAUCUCAGCCCAGACUUGGGAAGACUGCUACCGCUGCACGUACCUCAAGUGGAAGGAGGCCGAAAUCAGUCCCGAGAAGUUGGCCAUAGAUGAAGGGUUCAAGGUGAUGACAAACGAGCUCGGGACUCCAAGAGGUGGACCGUCCAAGGACAAGAGUUUCCAGAAACUCCUCAUGUCCACGUGGGAGGACAUUGUACAAAGUGCACAAACUGGAUCUCUUGGGGAAUUUGAGUCUGUAACAAUUAAAACAGAGCCCCAAGUCCAGACAGGAGAUGAGUCCAUCUUUGUAGACACUCCACCUGUUGCUGCUGAAUUCAGUGUGUGCACUUCUGAUCCUGUGGAACCUUUACUUCAUCAGGGGAUUCAAACUGAUGAUACCUGGAUAACUGAUACUAAAUUCAGUACAGAUGCUAACAAUCUAAAGUUAGAAGAUAGCAUCGCACCUCAGGAUGACAUUCAAACCAAACAGGUAGCUGAAGAUACUCCAGCCACCUAUCCCAAUCCAACCUUGUCUUCAGAAUACAAUUCUCAUCAACAAGAGUUUCUUGUUGAUUCCUACGGGAUGCCUCCAGUGCUGAGUCCAUUUCAAGACGUGACUGAAGAACCCAUCAGUCAGGCAGAGCAAUCGGCAGAGAUGUUUGAUACACUUGAAGAUGCAAAGGCAGCCGGCUUCAUCAUCCCCGAAGAAUUGACGGAGGAGAUGCUUCGACUGUUGGCCGAGGAUGGAAGCAUCGAUCCAGAUCUUACAGGUGUGCAGGCCUUUGCCCUCUUCAUGCCCAACAUGGACGACGAGGAUGACCAAUGCGACGACCGUGGCUCACUUUCUGGACUAUCGCAGUCUAAUGAGAAUGGCGAGAGUGAUGAUGACAAUGAAGUCCCACCUGUUAUCUCAUGCCAUCGACUGGACAAGUUCAGCGACAUGCAUGGAGACACCACAAAUGAGGAUGAAGUGAGGGGAAUUCAUGUCAGCAGCACUCUUGAAGGCAAGCGAAGUAUUCCCAUAACUGAUGGCUCAGAGCUGGCCGGAUUUGUGGACAAACAGCUAAAAGCCACAACUGAACUAGUACAAGAAGCAGUCUGUGAGACACAUGCUACGUCUGCCAGUCAAGAGGAUUGUUGCCUAGUGAUGGAUGCGAUGGCAGGUGCUGAUGCUCACCAUGGCAACACGACAAAUGAUGCUGCUCUUUCCAGCACUUUCCCUCAUGAAGUGGAUUCAUUGAAUGUUUCCCUGGAAGAAGGGGAAAUUAUUGAUGAUGAGAGCAGCGAAGCUACAGGUGAAAGACAUGUAAAAGUGACAAGUGACAACACUUAAUUCACGCAUCUUUGAGCCUGAUUGAAACUGCAUUUUUGAAACGGUUUAAACUUGAUGUUAAAGCAAAUUUUCAAUUGCAUUUUUGACAUUUGAUUAUUACAUGGAUGGUGAUUCCUUCAAUUUGAUUACUUAUUAUUUUAAUGUGAAAUGAAAUGUAAUGUAUGAAAAUAAUUAGUAUAUUAAUA